Oldenlandia corymbosa var. corymbosa is the source of this 3997-nucleotide messenger RNA. NCBI's taxonomy places the organism in Eukaryota, Viridiplantae, Streptophyta, Magnoliopsida, Gentianales, Rubiaceae. The record is from the annotation of a GenBank genome assembly.
AAAAAAAAAAUCUAUUUUUCAAAAAUUGUUGGUCUUGAAUUGAAUUUUUCGUCGUUUCCUUAGAAAAUAUAACAAACAAAUAGGAAAAGCUAUUAUUCUGUGAUCAUUCAUUCAUUCAUUUAUUAAGGAAAAUUAUGUCGAGUUUUUGAGGUGAUUACAGCUGUACAAAAAGACAGCAUUUAUUUAUUUCUUUCAAACUGUAGCGCGCCUUUUUAUGGAGGAACAAUUAAAACAGUGAACGAAAUUGCAAAGGUCAAUCGAAAUUUGCCUUUUCAGGUCUCUUCCCAAAUGGUUUCCCAACUGAUAUUGAAUUUCUCUUUUUUACUCUUUUUAGUUAAUUAUUAUUAGUAAUAGCACUCUCAUUUCUCAUUUCUCAUUCCGCCGCCUUGUGCCACCGGCGAAUUCAGCACCCGUCCGCCGGUUUUGAUGGUGUUUGCGAGAGCGAUUUUGGCGUUGGAUUGGACUAUUAGCUAAAAUUAACUGAUUUCUACCAAGAUGUCAGAAGUUACGCCACCUACGGAGGAAGUAGUGAAGGUAUUACUGGAUUACUUAGUUGACCCAAUGUUACCUUUGAAGGUCUCUCGUAAGAAUCCUCCACUUUCUGAUCAGAAGUCUGUGGCUAAGCAGAUGCAUGCUGUUGUGUUACUCUACAACUACUAUCACAGGAAGCAACACCCAGAAUCGCAUUUUUUGGAAUAUGAACCAUUUUGUCAGUUGGCUUUAAAUUUAAAACCAGCAUUGAUAGCCCACAUGAAUUUUGCACAUCAAGGUGAAAGUACGGUAUCAAAGGACUCGGAAAAUCAGCUUUCAUUAACAGAAAAAGCUAUCAUGGAUGCGUGCACUAUGUCUUUGUCCUUAGAAACAUUGGGGGAUGUUCAAAAUGCAGAAGUGUGGCCUGUCAAAAAAGUUUCAGUUAUACUAAUAGACUCAAAGAAAGAGAACUGUUUGCUGCUAUACGGUUGCAUCACCAAUGGUGUUUGGUCCGUUAUUGAAGAACUUCUUGAUGUCUCUGAUUUAGAUUCAAAAUUCUCAACAAGAGAAGGGAAAAGGACUUCGACAUACAAAAAUGAUGCCAAGGGUUCAGGUUUUGAACAGGUUGCCUUCUCAGCAGUUGAGAAAGCUACAGGAAUUCAUCAGUCUGAACUCAUGGUUUUGGAGAGGCAUGUGGUGUACUCCUUGAGCAAAGAUAAAACAGCUGCUUGUUUCUACAUUAUGCAAUGCAUCCAAUCCGGCAAAGACUUUGAAAUUCCUAUCAAAGAUGCAAUUGAGAGUUUGCAGGGCCCUUUGUUAAGAUGGAGUUUUGGUUGCUGGAUGCAAACCCAAGUGGUUGAGUAUUAUAAUGUGCUUCCUUAUGCCAAGGUUAUGUCUAGAUGGUACUUAAGGGAGUUUAUUCCAAAUGGUUCAGCUAGUUUGGAUGUUAGCAGCUUGGAAAAAUUCUAUGGGAAUUGCAGUGAGGAAUUUGAUGAAAGUAGGCAAGCCAUCUCAAAUGCUUCACAGAACUAUUGCAUUGGAUUAGAAGACAUAAUUGAUAAAAGAUGUUUAAUGUUGAAAAGCACAUGUGAUGAGGAAUUCAGUAUGUUUCCAGUCUUCUGUGAUCGAAGCUACAAUGAUGCCAAAUCCAGCGGUACUGAGGCCAUUGCUGAUGAAAUCUCUGAGCUAGUGGAUAAAGAAGCUGAAGAUAAUGAAAUUUCGAGAGAGUUGAUUGCUCAGGAAAGCUCUCAGAAAGUGGAGAAAGAAGCUCAAAAAAUGAUGAUUUCUGAUCAAUCCUAUGGUGUCAUUCUUCCAGCUUUGGAAGUGGUGGCAAAUAGUAUUGAUGCACAGUGUAGUGAAAAAGAAUCAAAUGGUAUUGACGAUUUUAGAUUGGAAGCAAUUGAAAGUGAAGAAAAGAAUAGUGCUGGAACUCGGUCAGAAGGGAAAAUGUCAGAAAACUGCAACAAUGUGCCAUGUACCAGCAAAGACAAACCUAAUUCUGAGAACUUUGAGAUGAAAGAUAUGGAAAUUAAGAAAACAAAAGAAUCAGAGAACUCUUUUGGCAUCAAUCACCCAAAUGCAGGACAGUUAGCGACUGGUAUAUGUUGUAAUCUGGAAAUUAAUACUGUCGAGGACAACGGAACUGAGAAAUUUGUAAGAAACGAAAAUUCCGAAAAGUCAUUGGAUAGUUAUCACUUAAUGGAAACUGAAGAAAAUACAAAUUCAGGGAAGCCUUUUGAAAUUACUCAGUUAGAAGGGGAACAGUCGACAAACUGCAAUAUUGCACCAUGUAUCGUCGAAGAGAAAAGUGACUUGGGGAAUGAUGAGAUUGUGGUGAUAGAAAUUAAGAAUUCAGAAAAAUCAGAUAACUCUUUGGACGUCGCUCACCCAAAUGCAGGACAGUCGGAGAUUGUUGUAUGUUGUACACUGGAAAGUGAUACUGUCGAGCACAACAGAGGAGAGACAGAAGUUGAAAGAACCGAAAAUUCCAACAAGUUGUUGGAUACCAAUCAAUUAAUGGAAAGUGAAGAAAAUAACAAUAUUGGAAAGCCCUUAGAAAUUGCUGAACCAGAAGGGGAACAAUCAGAAAAUGACAAUAACGCACCAUAUACCAGCAAAAGGAAAAUUGGUUCCGAGAACUUUGAAAUGGUAGAGAUAGAAAUUGAGAAAAUAGAAAAAUCAGAUAACCUUUUGGACAUUGCUCACCUAAAUGUGGGACAUUUACAGGAUGGUGUGUGUUGUGAACUGGAAACUGAUACUGUCGAGUACAACAGAGGAGAGAAUGAAGCUGAAUUAACUGAAAAUGCCAAUAAGUGGUUGGACAUCAAUCACUCAGCUGUUGAACAUUUAGACAAUGAUCACAUUGGUGAAGGCACCAUUUGUACUGGCAACUCUACACAAAUGGAGCUAGAAGUUGAAGGCAUAAAUAGAUCUGAGACAUGCCCUAAGGUCACCCAUUCAUCAUCCAAAGGAUUGGGAAACACUAUAAAUGAAAGCCCUUGGCGCAAAGAAACAAGUGACGAUUCUGAAACGACACAGAAAUUAGUCGUAGAGACAGAAAAAUCUGAUACAUGUUGUGAUGCUGUAAAGUUAAAUGACAAAGGAUUGAGCAGUAAUACUUUAGAAAAUUCAAAACAAUGUCCUAGUCCUGAUCUGCAGGUUAUCCAGAAUCCUCCCAGAAAGAGACAAAAAAAGCAUAAAAAUGAACUUGUGGAUUUUCUCAGCAGACAGAAAGAUGAAAAUACUGAGGUGCCUAAUCGUGUUUACUGUUACCGGAAACGGAAGACUGCUUUGGAGAGUGGUGCUUCUUCUUUAGCUGGUACCAGCAUAUAUGUCAACACAGCUGCUACUCCAGAAUCAUUUUCUUUUAAUAUUGGGAAAGAAAAUGUCGCUGGAAAUAGCAUCAAUGCAGCAGAUUGUGGAAUAGUUUCUGUAAUUGCUGAGAAAGACCUAGAACUGACACGAACUGCUCUAUGUGUCCUUUUCAGUAAAAGAUCUACACUGGGAACAAUGAAAUCAUAUUGGUCAAUUCAAGCACUGAAGUAGGCCUUAUAAUGCCUUAGGGCUUGUAAUUGAGAAAAAAGUGUCUUCAGAAGCGAGUGAUACAAGAUGAGGUUGUCCUUUGUGACCAAAAUAUUCAGAAGAUUUUAGAAGGCAAGGAAGAUGCUUUGGCUCUCAAGUUAGAUGCUGUUAUAGAGGGUUGCAAGAAGAUGCUUGAAGGAGAUUCUACUGAGAAUGUGGAUCAAGAAGUAUGAUGCAGUGCUUAUCCAAGCUAACUUCCAUUGAAACUCUUAUCCUUUGUUUGGGAAUCUGCCCCUUGUUUGUUUAUAGUUCGUCUCUUUAUGCGUUGCUAAGUGGAUCAUGAUCCAAAUGAUGAAGAUAUAUAUUUCCAGGAUGUGAAGGUUCCAUUGUGGCUGUCCUUUUUGUUUGUUUGUUUGUUUGUUUUUUUUUUUUUCUGAAUCUCGCCGUUCACAAAUCCUCUCUUAUUCACUGUUGUUUUAACUUAAUUCAGCCAGUCACAUAGGGG